AUGAGAAACAACGCCCGAAGACAAAUACAUCGCUGGUCACAUGCAAAGAAACGACAAUAUUUUCUCAUCUUCGCUGUUACUGCAGCAAUCUGUAAUGUCUUCUGGCUACUUUAUGUCUUCCACCCGAAAUUUGAUCGAUAUGUAACGGAAGCAUUUGAGAUCAGAAAUGUCACAUUUACGUCAUCGUUAUGCCCCGAAAUGAGAAGCCUUCACAAUAUUGAUGAUAUAGAACAAGAUAUGACGUGUCAACCACGUCCACCUUCUAAAAAAUCUUGUGAAUAUACUGCUGAACAUUUUAAAAUAUUGCAUUCUAAUUUAAUUUGCAAAGAUCAAGAUGAACCAUCCUAUAAUCUCUGCUAUCUGUCAAAUACUAUUAUGGACCAAUCAAAUGAAGGGAAAGUAACAUGUGACCUCUCGAUUUGCGAUAUUGAUAAAUAUCUUAUAAUAGAAGAAAUCAACAUGUCGAAUGGAAAUAUGAGGGGUCAAAAAGUGGAAAAAAACAAACGAGAUUCGAAAACUUUUGCAAAUCUUGUAAAGGCCGCUCUAAUACGAGCAAGAGAAAACAACGUUAACUUCAUAUUUUUAAACUGCAUAAGGAAAGGGAAAAACAGAACAAUCUCACAAAUGAUUAGCAUUUUGCCAAAGUUGCAAUAUCCUAAACCUGAUGAACCUAAACCUCUUGGGGGAAAACUUAAUUUGAAUGUUUUAUUACUAGACUCGAUUUCCAGAGCACACUUUUACCGUUCAUUUCCGAAGACCAUUGAAUAUUUGCGAACAAAACGAGACAACAGAAAACCAAAAUCAGCGUCAUUCUUCGAGUUUCAGCUUUUUCAAGGCAUUCAUACAAAUACACACGAAACAGAGAAAGGUUUUUUUACUGGUGAACUGUACCCAAUGAAUUAUACCCAUAAACAAAAAGCAACUGAAACAUCACACCCAAAUGUCCUCUUCGGUAUUAUGAAAAACGCUGGAUAUCAAACGAUGUAUCUAGAAGAUAUGUGUCACACAUGGCUAAAUGGUCUCCUAUCCACUUUACACGUGAGAGGAUGGGAGCCUUUGAGAAAAAAAAUUGAUAACUCCAAUAUUGACACAAUCGGCAUCACAUACUCCUCUUGCAAGAUUGUUUUAUCAGCAAACCCUGGAAGGCGACAUCAAUUUCGUGCAAAUAAACAUAAUCAAUUGUGUUACAAUGGAAAACACUUUCAUCAAUAUCACCUGGAUUUUUUAACUCGCUACAUCAAGGCAGUGGAAAGCAGGCGCGGAUCUAGGGAUCUCCGUCUAGUGGAAAGCACUCCAAAAAGCAAACCACUCUUCUCAUACACAAAUCUGCGGGUGUCUCAUGAUGACGUUGGUCUUCGAGUGCAAACUGUGGAUCAACAUCUUUUGGAAUUCAUUGAAGAUAUGUCCCAGAAAGAAAAUACGCUGACAUUCGUUCUUUCUGACCAUGGAAACACGUACACUCGUUAUCAAAGACAUAAUAGAAUAAUAGAUGGAAGACUUGAAAUUAGUCAUCCUUUCUUAUUGGGCAUCAUUCCGUACAAUGUCGGUCAAAUAUUAGGAAAAGAAAUUUUAGACAAUCUAAAAAUAAACCAGCAUCGUUUGUUGAAUAUUUUAGAUUUGAGAGCUGGGUUAAUCGAACUUUCAAAAUAUAAUGGAGAAGCCAAGUUACGUCCUGCAGGUUUGCUAGGAAAGAUUUCAAAAUACAGAACUUGCAAUGACAUGAAAUUCACACGAUCCGUUAUUUGUAUUUGCAACGGUUGGUAUCUCCCAGUGAAGCUUUCCGCAGAACAGAUAAUCAUUGCAGAGUUUGCUCUUGGUAAAUUGAACAACAUGAUUCAAGAUUCAAUGACGAGCUCCAGGAUAGAAACUAAAACUUCAAACGCUCCACAUUUCUUCUUUGGCCAUUGUCAACGAUUACAAAGAAGAUCAAUUAUAAACAUGAUACGUCGGAAAUCAGGUAAAGGAAAAAUAUCUGAAACAAUGGAUAUUCUUGUGCAGUCAAGUCACCUCAUAAAACAAAACGAGCUUUUCAAGGUUUCUAUCGAGUAUAAUUCAGAUUCCAAAGAAUCGUUCGAGAUCAAAUUACUGGAUUAUAAGAGGUUGUCAACCUUUGGUAUAUACGAGCAAUGUGCUGAUCCGAACGUUGAACUUCAGCUGUGCAUAUGCAACAACAAAUCUCUUGCGCAAAACUUUACAAUGACAUCAAAUUUUGAUUUAGUGCGAAUCAAAAAGCAUCCAAUAUAUGACAUAGUUGGUAAAUCAGCUGAAAUUGAGGUACGUGAGUCUUGCAUUCUUCUAAUUCAACGAUUCAUUUCUGAUGCAAAUAUUCCAAGAAAUCUUCGUCAAGCAAUAAGAAUAUAUGACGUAGCAAACGUUUGCGAUGACAAAACGUUUAGCGUCCACGUUAAUGAAACAAAUUCAAAGAGUAUUUCAACAGCGAAGCUUCCAAUCACUAUGAUCAUUCCUCCACGAACAUUAUACUUUGUGACCGCACUCAAAUCAUUAGAGGUGUCUUAUAAACCGAAGAUAGACUGGAUUAUAAACGUUGUUCGCCCUUAAUUGCGUCAGGUUAGAAUUGUUUUGCCCUAUAUGUCCACUUCUUGAUGAAUUUCAAAAAAUAUUAUUUUGCUAGUGUUAGCAUUAUUUAGUUUUAUCUCCGUCAAUAUUUAGUUCUAUCUCCAUAAUUUUUAUUAUCAUUCACUUUAUCGUAUUCUCAAUUUUGAUUGGUUAAUUUGCCUGCAGUUAACUGGGUGUUAAAAAACGUUGCACAGCUGCAAAUAAUACUCUGACGUGCACAUUCAUAUCAAUUUUGUAAAAAGUGGCGACGUGCUUUACCGAACUAUCCGUUAUCCGAACAAAUUAACUUUAAACAUUAGCAAAACUGAGUAUAUGCUUAUUGGAUCAAGACAAAGGCUGUCCCAAGUGCCGAUCCAAUCUUUUCACGGGGAUUGGAGGGUAUUAACCCUGUUUCAUCAACCAAAACACUAUGCGUAGUAGUACUGAGAUGAAUGCAUCACCUGGAAAGACCAUGUUGAUAAAGGGAGGAAAAAGCUGCAAAAGGGAUAGGAAUAUUGGGUUGAUCUAAACACUUAUUCAAUAAAGAUACGCUUAAAACCAUUUAUAAUGCUUUUAUGUUUUACCUCAUUUUAUAAUUGUGCGCUGUUAUGGAAUAAUUGUUCGAAAACCUUGCAACCAAAAUUUCAAAAGUUUCAAAACAAAGCUGUUCGAAUAAUUAGAGGUGAGUGCUAUAGAACUCCCUCUGAUAUUGUUAGAACUAAGCUUUCAUGGGACACCCUAGAGGCUCGGAGAGAAAUCAGUUUGAAAAUUUAAUGACACAAAUAAUGAAAGGUAAUUCAGAUAAUUACCUCAGUGAUCUUUUUACAAUCCGUACCAACCAAACGUAUAAAUUGAGAAAUAUUCUCCGAACUUGCCCAAGCCAAACACCAAUGCUUUAAAACGCAUGCGUUAACAUAGUAUUCACAUUUUGUAAAUAAUUAAUAUUUUUAUUGUUCCUCUUUUAAUGUCUUUUAACUUUGUUAAGACACGGCAAUCUAAAAAUUAACCUUUUUUUACAUGUGUCUUAAAUUUUAUUAUAGAUAAUGUAUAGUCAGGUUUUUAUCUGAUUGGUUGAGAUGCUACCGUGUAUAAAUAUUUGCCGGUAAAUAAAUAAAUAAAGCAGAAUUGUCUUAAUUAUGCGAAGAUAAAAAUGCAGAAAUCAUGCAGCAACCAAUGUUUUGUUAGUUAAACGAACCAGGUUUUUAUUAUCAGAUUAUAUUUUUGU
Dendronephthya gigantea is the source of this 3781-nucleotide messenger RNA. RefSeq lists its product as uncharacterized. NCBI's taxonomy places the organism in Eukaryota, Metazoa, Cnidaria, Anthozoa, Malacalcyonacea, Nephtheidae. Bases 1 to 2559 code for a protein of 852 amino acids. The record is from RefSeq and is a predicted model, not a curated record. The transcript is spliced from 3 exons.